Messenger RNA from Pyricularia oryzae 70-15, 1149 nucleotides. RefSeq lists its product as uncharacterized. NCBI's taxonomy places the organism in Eukaryota, Fungi, Ascomycota, Sordariomycetes, Magnaporthales, Pyriculariaceae. The transcript is spliced from 3 exons. The coding region runs from base 1 to 1149 and encodes 382 amino acids. The record is from RefSeq and is a predicted model, not a curated record.
AUGCGUCUGCUCAGCUCGACACGGUUGCAACUCUUGCGUAGGGCAACAGGCUACACGCCUCGUCUCGCCCUACCUGCCCGCAACUACGCAUACGUGAGCAACGUGGACCCGUCCCGACACGACGGCUCGACGCAGCAACCCGCAGAGGAUGCCCCGGAAUCAGAGACGAUAGACGAAGAAGAGGAGAAGAUUGUCGAGGUCCAGUGUUAUCCGCAAGUCCCGCUCUGGGAGCGCGAGAUUAUCGAGGACUAUUUUGGCGACACGAGGUUCCAUAAACAAUACUUCUCGCAGCGACUGACCAACCAGCAGGCCGAAGCGUUGAAACGGUUUGUCUUGGGCGAGACCAACAAUGCAGUAAAGACGGCCGAGGCGAUGGCGUCGGAAGUGCAGGGGCUCCAAGCGGGAGACGACUACGACGAAGCGCUCGGCAGGGCUUGGGUCUCCAUCAACGGAGUGGCCUGCGAUCUGCCAUACAGGCAGCCGCAGCUCGCGAAGCUCCUCAACGCCAUGUACAGCCUGGGCGACACCCUGAGGCCCUGGAGCGAAGACGAGGACCUGCCCAACAUUGAGUGGGCAAAUGCCGGCCUGUCCUGCGUGGAGCAUAACCUCCUGCACCUCGUCUACCAUGGAUACCUCCUCCCAAGCCACCACCCCGCGGGGAAAGGUUGGCCCAUGGCUCAAACAACAAACGUCUACACGUGGGUGGCAAACAUGUACCGUAGCAGCGAGUACCCUGAGAUCAACAGCGUCGCUAUAUUGAUGUGCCACCUGGUCAGCCAUUGUGUAAUGGCCAACUUUGACGACGAGACGGCCCCGCCGGACGACUACCCCGAGAUUCUCGCGGGCGCUGCUCUAUACUUUACGGUUGGGGGCGCCUAUUUCAUGGCCCGCCUGUGCCAGGAAGGCAGGCCGCUGAUGGGCGACCCGCGGGACAUGAUCACGAUUGAGCGGUGGCGAAGCUGGGAGGUCAAGUUGAGAGAGGUGGCGGAGGCAUCUAGAAAAGGUCGGUUGGAUGCUUGGAUUGGGAAGCAUAUCGAAACUGGCUUGAAGACGAUGGAGCAGGCAAUGGACUGGGCGAUAAAGGAGGCGAUGGAGGAAGCGAAGAAUGUAGAGGGGAACAAGGGCCAAAAUGCACGGGGAGCCUUUUGA